This is a messenger RNA of Laetiporus sulphureus 93-53, 426 nucleotides long. RefSeq lists its product as uncharacterized. The annotation marks the transcript as partial. Lineage: Eukaryota; Fungi; Basidiomycota; Agaricomycetes; Polyporales; Laetiporaceae. The record is from RefSeq and is a predicted model, not a curated record. The transcript has 2 exons.
UAUGCACAACUACCUCAUCCUGCUUACGGCUUCGGCUCUGAUGUUCCUCUCUUAUGGCCCUGGCGCAUUAUCCCUAUGGUCCAGUUCUUUGCAUCAAUGUACCCGUACCCACACCACACCAUCUCGCCGAGGCCUGGAACCUGAUUGGGAGUUCACCCGCUACAUUACUUGGCACCAUCCUUUGCUGGCUGCUUAAUCAUUGGCUUGACAGGUGUUGGCGACCGUCAGAACGCGACCAUCUUAUUCUCAUACACGUCUUAUGUUUGAUACAGUGCAAUGACCACUCACGCAUUGGUCAUCUGCGUUAUUACGUGCUCCGGGGCCGCAUGGGCAUGGGACAGAACUCAAAGUGGAUGGCCGAGGCAUUACGCGUCCUCGGUGGGAAAGUAUGCCUACUGUUGUGGAAGCCAGCAGUCCUCACAUGCC